AUCGCCCGUGUCAGACGGGUUGCCUGUGUUGGUGCCAGCGCAUCGCGUAGCCCCAGAGCCUGCCCGAGAAGCAGGAAAAAUCCGUACAGGGAAAGAAGUUCCAUCGUUGUUCCACACAGUGCGAGUUAAAAAUCGGUGAAAAAAGGCUGCCACCUAGUGGUGUAAAAACAGCUAUCUUUGCAGGGCGUGAAUUGUAAGACCAUCAUCGUUGUAGUGUGCUGAGUGGCGGAGUCGAGUGGUGUGCCCUCUCACACGCGGGGAGGAAACAAUCGGAGGAACGUUUGUGCACAGUGUGUUUUCACGGCAGUAGGUGAAUUUUCGCCCACAGGUGUGUCGCGCGGUGUGCGUUUGUGUAUGUCCUGAAGGUGCACGUGGGGUAUAUCAGUGGAACACACACACAAAAAAGGCGAAAAAGGCUCGGUUUUUUCCACUCGCUGUAACAACACACAACCCAUCCGAGUGAGCGGAUCCGCCACUCACCCGAGCGAGAGCGAGAGUGAGAAGUGAAAGAACGCAGUUGUUCUCUCUUGUUCGUGCCGGUGCGUGCGUGCGUGCGUGUCAGUUCUGUGCGUGUCUCUGUGUCUAUGUGUGUUCUAGGGUGUACGUGGUGUGCGCAAUAGUGAGCAAGUGUGUUCGAUCGUCCACUCGUGCGUGAUUACGAUACACAUUGAAAGCUUUUGCUGGAGCAAGAAAAGAGUGUUUGUUUGUACGCGUUUAAAAGCCGGUUUAAAGUGUGCUUUUGUUUUAAUGUGUUAAUUGUGGUGAUAAUUUGUGUGUUCGUUCUUUUUUUUUAUUCCUAAAAAGUUUCAAAAAGUAAAGCAAACCUCAUCUCAACAACAACAACAACAUACUUAUUCCAACUACACAUAAAACGUGCUGCAAAAGUUGUGUAAAAGUGCACAGUGAGUUGAAGCGAUUUCGCGAAACACACGCUUCCCGUGCGUGUGACACAGCGCUUUUCCCAUCCCACCCACAAACCACCCACCGUCGUCGUCGUAUAGGUUCUUCUUUUCUUUGUUUCUCCGGCGAAUGGUGGACAUGUCAUGAGAAUUAAUCGUAUCGAAGAUAGAAUGGAUGACAACAGUUCGCUCGGUCACCAGAACGGUGGCGGAAGUGCAGUUGGCCAGCUGGGCGGUAUCGGCGGUGGUGCGGGCGGUGGCCAGGGCGGCGGAACCGGCGGGCUCGGUGACAUGUCGGGCGGUGGUGGGGCCGGCAGCGGCCUAGUCGGCAAGGGCGGAGCGGGCGGCGGCGGCGGCGGCAUGGUCGGGGCCGGCCAGUGCGACGAUCAGAACAACAAAACGCCGACCCAGUACUCGAUCCCGGGCAUACUGCACUUCAUCCAGCACGAGUGGGCCCGGUUCGAGCUGGAACGUUCGCAAUGGGACGUGGAUCGUGCGGAGCUGCAGGCAAAGAUUGCUGUACUGGUGGGCGAACGCAAGGGUCAGGAAUCCCUCAAAUCCGACCUGAUCCGGCGCAUCAAGAUGCUGGAGUACGCACUGAAGCAGGAGCGCGCCAAGUUUCAUCGACUAAAGUACGGCGUCGACCCACCGAUGAACGAUAUCAAACCGCCAACCGAUGAGCCGGGCAUUGGAACAGAAGUAGCUCCCGAUCCGGAGGUACCGUACAGUUCCGUGUCGAACAUUACCUGGCGGCAGGGCCGGCUGCUGCUGCGCCAGUAUUUGCAGGAGAUUGGCUACACCGACACAAUCCUGGACAUACGCUCGAACCGGGUGCGGUCGCUGCUGGGGCUGAACAACAACAGCGAGCAGGAGGAGAAUGUCAAUCCGAACGUGAACGGCGGUACGGAAUCGAACAAGCGUGCCAGCGAGUCGCAAGGACGCCGAACUCCGGCCAAAAAACCAUCCUCCGUCACGGAAGCGAUGAUACUCGACUCGGAGGCGGCGGUCAUCGCGAACUUUGAGUUUCUGGCCCGGGAAGAUGUGGAGAUGUCGGACGACGACGACGUGUCGGACGAGAUCGAUGUGGUUGGGGACAGCGAGGACACGGACAUGAAAACGACCAAACGGAAAGCCAAAGGAAGCACUUUGAAUGACGAUAUGGAUGCGGAGGCGGAUGAAGUAAUCAAUGAGUUAAAUCCAUUAACAGAAGGAUACAAUAAAACGGGCAUGCCGCGCCAUCCGACGAUACCGGGCAUCGGCAACGACGAGGAGGUCGACUCGUCGCUCGGCGAGCUGGCCCAGCUGACGGUGAACAACGAGACGGAGUCCGGGUACGACGUGUCCAACUCGAAGGAGCCAUACCGCAAAACGUGGAACGCCAAGUACACGCUCCGCUCGCACUUUGACGGCGUGCGGGCGCUCGCGUUCCACCCGCAGGAACCGGUCCUGAUCACUGCCUCCGAGGACCACACGCUCAAGCUGUGGAAUCUGCAGAAAACGGUGCCAGCGAAAAAGUCUGCUAGUCUCGACGUGGAGCCCCUGUACACGUUCCGCUCGCACAGCGGCCCGGUGCUGUGUCUGGCCAUGUCCGCCACCGGCGAACAGUGCUACUCGGGCGGGCUGGACGGUGCGAUCAACUGCUGGAAUCUGCCGAGCUCGAACAUCGACCCGUACGACAGCUACGAUCCGGAGGUGAUGCGCUGCACGAUCGACGGCCACACGGACGCGGUCUGGGGGUUGGCGGUGAACCACGCGAAGAACACGCUCGUCUCCUGCUCGGCCGACGGGACGGUGAAGCUGUGGUCACCGUCGGGCAAGAUACCGACCAACAGCACCACCUUCACGUCGGAAACGGAGGGCGUCCCGACGUCGGUCGACUUCGUGAAGGACCAGAUCGACCGCAUCGUGGUCGCGUACAGCAGCACGCACUGCAUCAUCUACGACACGGAGACGGGCAAGCAGGUGGUGAAGCUCGAGGCGAGCCAGGAGAUGACCGGCAAUCUCGGCAAGCACAUCAACAAGGUGAUCAGCCACCCGACGCUGCCGGUUACGAUUACCGCGCACGAGGACCGGCACAUCCGGUUCUGGGACAAUGGGACCGGCUCGCUGGUGCACUCGAUGGUGGCCCACCUGGACGCGGUCACCAGCCUGGCGAUCGAUGCGCACGGGCUGUACCUGCUGUCCGGCUCGCACGACUGCUCGAUCCGGCUGUGGCACAUGGACAACAAAACGUGCGUGCAGGAGAUCACGGCGCAUCGGAAAAAGUUCGACGAAAGCAUACUGGACGUCGCCUUUCAUCCGUCGAAACCGUUCAUUGCCAGUGCUGGCGCUGACGCCAUAGCGAAGGUGUUCGUUUAAUAUCUCCCCUGCACACUCACCUGGGGAGCACCACCACCACCACCCGGACGCGUAUUGUCGUCGUCGUCGUCGUCGUCGUCGUCGUCAUUGUGAGCAAAGCCAGAGGCGCGUGUGCGGCGGUGGUAUUAUUAGAGCCUGGGGGAGCGUUAAAAGGGAGGAUGGGCAAACCCGUAAGACUAGCGCGCGCCCGUGCGGUCGCUUUAUGUGUGUGCGUGUAUGUUUAGUUUUUAAAAUCAUACUUCUGAUAUAGUUAUAUACACAGUACUAAAAAAAUGUUUGUUUUAUCCCAAAUUAGACAACGGACAAGCGAAAAACACAUACAGACAGACACACACACACACAUACACACAUAAAUAUAUACACAUUUACAACACUAACUGCUAACAACGGUGUGGAAAAACGGUAAAAGUAGAGAAGGUUCUACGCUACGUUGUUAAAUAGUAUCGAAAAAUCGAAACAAACUAUUACAGCUAAUCAAAUACGAGCAGAAGCCACAGACGAACAGUUAGACAAUGUUGUGAGUGUGCGUGUGUGUAUUUGUGUGCGUGUAUGUUUGUAUGUGCGGAUAACGCUUGUGGCACGUAAAUUGAUAAGAGAGAUGCGCACGUUAAAUCCUACCCUAUAUACGCCUUGAGAGGCGCACUAAAAGCGUUUUGUAUCGAACGAAUGACGCGGAAAGGAUGAUAGACGAGUAAUUCUAGUAACGAUACAUUUAGCAAUUUCAUACUCACAAACACAAAAACACAGACAGACAGCAGACGCAGUCCCGAUCCCAACAUGCAAGUAUGAAUUUGUUUGGGCGGGGUUUGCGAGUAUUACGUGAAUUUUUUGUUUUCGGGAAAUCAGUCAUGGAAUGACAUGCGUGAAGGGGAUGCAUAAUUAGCAAAAGUAGAACUUGCUUCAUCCGCUUGGUGUGAGAUUAUUUCCUAUUUUCUCACAACUUUUAUGAUUUUCGACCUUGGAAUGUGUAAAUAACACAAUAGUGUUUCGUGUUUUUUUUUGUAACUUUGCAUUUCUAAAACCCCCUAAACAAACAAAAAAUAUGUGCAAAUGCUCGUGUAAAGGCGCCUUUUAUUUUAUCCUUGCUUGGACUGUGUCCAGCACAUCACUGUUGCAAAUGAACUAAUUUGGCCUGCAAAACACAACCGUGUGUGUAAAUGGUUUAUUUUUUAAAAAUCCUUUCAAAAUGAUCACUUAUCACCGCACCCCAAAUCAUCAGUACUAUGAUUAUUAAGCUGCUCAUCGUGACGAAGGUUAAUUAUCUCAAUGUCCCCCCUUUUUUGACGUUUGUUUUAAUGAAACGAAGCAGAAACGGUCCAGAACAUUCUCAUUUUAGUUGAUUGUGCUGCUUUUCCUACUUCCGAUCAGACCGAUGUAGUUGCAAUAAUGCAAACAAAAAUAUACACACACACACACAUUCACACUCAUCUCACACUUCCUCCUUACUCUCUCAUACAAGCGAAAAUUAGAAUAAACAAACAGUAAAUAGUAAAAAAAUACGCAAACGAAUCAGAAUUUGGUGGGUAAAACAUUAUAUGCACCUCGACAUAAUUUACCCGGCAUACCGGCAUACCACGAGAACGAGAAUAUACGAGUGUGCGGGUAUUGACAGGAAGCACUUACGGAAAAGCUGCGAAACGUGGUGUAGCAGUGGGUUGGUAGUGGAAAGAGUACAACAGUGGACAAAUGACAACACUGCUCGAUCAAGGUUCGGUUCAAGGAUCGGUUGAUCGUAUCAAGGGGGGGAGUGGAUCGUUGAGAUACAACCUGAUGCAAGCACCACUAUUACAUUUUCUUAUAAAAUGAGGAAAACAGUGGGUAAAGCUUAGGUAGUUCUCACUCACCCACACAAACACACACCCACACAUACAGAUAACAACAUGCUGUUUGAUUUGAUAUUUCGUUUUACUGCGUAUGUGCAUGUAAGAGGGGGAGCAAGUGGGGGGAAAUGAAAGCUAUAAUAGAGUGGCACGUUUGCAAGCUAACAAUAGCUUGGUUAUGAAGCCGCGCCCUCCCUGCAUGCAAGGGCGGAAAAGUCGUCCUCAUUACUCAUAGAGAAGAUUAAAUCUUACCCCCCCCCCCUGAAUUUUAGGGCGCGCGCCGUAAACAAUGGUAUCGAAUAUGUGUUAGAGCAAAUGCAAGCAAAAAGUAUCAUAUUUAGUAGCCCUGUUGUGUGCUGUGGAUCGUAGCGGCCGGAUGGUGGUAGACAGCAUCGUCUGUGCGGCACUACUUACAACUUACGCCAGUGCUGCACCACCACCACCACGCUCUGGAUGCUAAUAGUAAAAUGCACUAUAAUACACCCAAAAAGGAGUUCAAGGAGGCAAAGAGCUAAGGCAAAAGCGGAAAACAGCAGCAAACAGACACGAUUAUACUAUAUAUGAUAAGAGUUAGGAAUGCGGAAUGGUGGGAUACUGAACGAUGGGAGUGCAUAGUGUGCAAGAGCAAUCAGCAGACGAGGAGAGCACGAGAUCGGUACGUGUGUACGUGUGUGUGUGUGUGGUGUGAUUGUGACUGAAAGAAAUAGAAAGAAGCAGCGGUGGGAAGAGGCAGUAAUAGAAGCAAGGAAGUAAGUAGAACGAAACAACAAAUUAUAAUAACCCACACACACACACGCACACGUUGCGCGCAUUAUGAUAUGAUAUGGGAAAUUGUAUUUAUUUUACUCAAACUCUCUCCCCAACUCUCCCAACACCACCACUCUCCGCAAAAUGCAAAGAAAAACGCGAAAAUAUGUUGUUAAAGAUUUUGAUUUAUUAAUAAAGUGUAGAGUAAUUAUGAUUUCACAUCGAUCGUUCGUUAUUUGUUUGCCUUUUUUUUAUGUUUUUUAGUAGUAUUGAUGUUUUGAUUUUGGUUUUACGUUUUUUCGCCCCUUUUUUCUAUUAAAUUCUUAUGCUUUUUGGUUUUACUUACAGCCGGCUACACGCCCGACGGCCGUUGCUAAUUCGAAAUGUACGUGGAGAACAAUACUCUAUCAACGCUGGCCGUUGAAAUACGCGUUUCGUACAGAUGGAAGAUGGAAAUGCGCACUUUAAGUUUGAGAACACACAGGGAUACUUAGGAAAUCGUCAUACUCUGGGCGUCAUAACGAGUCCGGCAAGAGCGUUACAGUUUUGCUGUACAAUAAAUUCUAAACCUCGUGUGUGGAUGUGUGGUAGUGUGGUAGCAGCUUCUUCACGUAGCUUAACGGGGAACCGGAAGAGCAACGCACUCUCCACAACGCUAAUCUGCGAAAAGCACCACAGCAAGAAUUAAAGGAAGAGGAGUAUAGCGCGCACAACACACUAUUAAUAGCAAUACAAAUUUUAUAUAAACGCGUAAACUAAAGGAACAGUGAGAGAGCUAGAGGGUGGAGCAAAGCAGAGCAGAUAAUUGAAGCUGAAAAUGAGCUGAAAUUAUUAAUCAUAAAAAAACACCUUACAGACAGCAUCUUAAUCACCCCCGGCGUAAAGCUCGUGCUGCAAACGAGGCGAUGCAGUUAGAGUUGAUCUAAUUUUGAAUGGACAAAUAUAAAACAAGUGUGUAACUUUCUGUUCAAUAUGCAACACUGGUCAAACACCUAUGGUUUCCAUUGUUAAAGUAACACAGUACAGUAACAAUAUGCGACAAAGCGCAAACAUAAGUUAAGAGAGAGAGAGAGAGAGAGGAGCUUACAUUUACGACGACGCCAGUUUAUAGGGCAAUAGAACUACACAUUCUCUUGUUUUUCUUCUUUCUUUCUUUUUUGUUCAUAUCAAUGGAAAAGCCGAAUGCUGCCUCUUCUUUUUCGGAGUUUCCUUUGAAAUUUUAUUUAACUUAAUCGCAAGCGAAACACACGCAACCCGUAUGAUAAUGGAGAAUCUUCUCGCCAGCUUCCGGUUCCCCGCCUGACUCUCUAUGCGUGUUUGUAGAUACUGAACCAAAAAAAAUGAACAAAAAUGAAGAAGGAAACAUAACACAUUAAAACCGAAGUGAAAAGUGGAUAGAAAAGAAGCAAAGAAGGAAAACAAACAACAAGAAAAAAAAACCCUUAAACAUAGCAACUCGUACUCGAAAUGUAGCAUUUCAUGCGUAGCGUAAUAGUAAUAUAAUAGUGGAAGCAACAUGGAAAAUGAAACAAAAAACAUGAAAAACAACACACGUUUCUCUCGCUGUCGGAGAUAACAAGAGAUGAAGGUAUAGUGCAGUAAACACUCAAACACAAUAAUAAGCAAAAGAAAUAAGUAAAAAAUGGACAACAAACUAGAAAGUUUCUUUUUUUGUGUUCGUUUUUUUUCUAGUGUGUUGUUACACGUAAAGGGGUGAAAUGAAAAGCAAUAGAACUUUCAAGUCAUGUUUCUUUUAAUUGUUAAUGUUUCUUGUUUUUUCCUUCCUAAUUUUUAAAACACUCUCCUCUGCUAGCAAAAGCAGCAAUUGCAAAUUGAUAAAUACAGUUUUAUUUCCAAUUACCACUCUACCUAACCGAUACACACUUGCGCAAAACUGCAUAGAAGUAAAGUUGAACAGACAACAGGAAAACAAAAGCAAGCAAAGCAACUGGCUAAUGCAUCACAAGCGCAUGGCAAAAUAAUACACACACGCGCGACCACUCUCUAACCCAAAAAAAACAACAAAAAACAGUCGUUAAUGAUAAUAAGUAGUUAUAAAACCUUUGAUAUGAAUAAAAUUCAAUGCAUCGCUGAAUUGUAGUUUAUUUUAAUAGAAUAUACAAGUAAAAAGUAAACAGGACAAAAGAAGUAAACAAGGCAGGAUGAGAAGAAGCGAAGACGAACAAAAAGGUAAAUAACAAACAAGCAAGGAAAAUAGAAUGAAAUAAAACUCGGAAAGAAGCCGAAAAGAAGAAACGCAGCAAAAAUUCGAAGAGAAGCAAAACAGACACAGCUGAACAGAAAAAAAUAACAAACGGACCAUGAAUAAUGUGGCAAUACCGGUCUGGCGAAUGGUAAAUAAUCCUUAUAAAUCCUAAAAAAAUGGAAACCUUUGGGUAAACCGGAAGCUAACAAAGAAAGAAAGAGAGAAACCAAACAAUAGGGAGGUGAAUGAAGCAAAACUCAUUUGAAAAUAAGCAAAAUACACUCACUAUCACUAUUCGAAGUGCGCAAUUUUUAACAAGCAAAUAUAGCCACCAUUCGUACCAUUUAGAACCGUUCAUACUCACCUCAACUCACUAUAGCCAUCCAAUAGAGACACGUACAUUCACACACACACACCAUGCAAAACAUACAAAACAUACCAUAUAUGGCAUUACACACUAUGAUAGGCAAUAUGCGCGCAAACAAUUUAGGCAAUAUGCACGCGCGCGCCCGACAAAGCUAAUAGUAAGUGUCCUGCAAAGCACGGACCCUUUUUUUCUGGAAGUUAGCUAGCUAGUAGCACUGAAAAGCAGAAGAGAAGAGGAGAGAAGCGGGGAAGUAAAAUAAAGAAAAUGAAACAAGAAAACAGAGAGAGAGAGAGAGAAAAUACCCCGAAAAGGACAAAUACGAAUAAUAAAAAACAAAACAAAAUAAAACAAAAAAAAGUAUAGCAAAUACACGCUAACGUUCUCGAAUGUGUUAGUUGCUGUGUAAAAUCGCUUUGAAAAAGAAUUUAAAAGAAAACGGGAAGAAAAGGCACACACACACACACACACACUGGUUGCCUGGCCGUUUCAUUGCCAGCUACCUACCGCAAGAUGUCCUUUUUGCCUGAUGACGAUGAUAAUGAUAACGUUGAUGAAACUGGCAGGGGACGAACUAUUACUACUAAUACUACUACUACUAUUACUACUACUAGUACUAACUACUAACACACACAUAAACACACAACAGUACCGAAGAAAAAGAAGAAACAAAAACUGGAUCAUAUUGUGUUUUACCUUGUAAUAUAUUGUAUUUAAAUGAAAACAUGUACUAAUAAUUGAACAAUGAUGAUAAAAGUAUAAAAAAAAGAGCAAGAAAACACUCACAAAACACAAAAACACAACAAAGUAGAGAACAAAUAGAAUUUAAUCUUAAACGCGAUUAACAAAGAAACAAAACGGGGAAAGAACAAACAAAAGUUGGAAAGUGUGAAACAAAAGUGAACAAUUGAAUGCGAUGAUGAUGCUGAUGAUGUCACACUUAACUGGGACUGGUGGGACUUUAAAACGAAAAUGAGAAUGGAGAAAAGAAAACAAAGAAAAAGGAAACUUGCAAUAAAGCGCCGGAAACGACAGAAUAAUCACUUAAGAAACGAGAGAAGAAAGAAGAAAAACACAAAUGAAGCAGGCCAGACCGCAUUUAAAUAAGCGUAAAUGAUUUGAACAAAUGCAAGAAACAACUAUGAAACAGAAUGGUAAAACAAAUAGAAGGGGAGAAAACUAAACCGAGAUGUCCACGGUGUCCGAAACAGAGGCAAAGAAGAAAG
Molecule: messenger RNA, 9620 nt
Organism: Anopheles arabiensis
Lineage: Eukaryota; Metazoa; Arthropoda; Insecta; Diptera; Culicidae
Gene: Cka
Product: striatin-3
Exons: 7
Coding region: 1044-3257 (737 amino acids)
Molecular function (GO): protein binding
Source: RefSeq, a predicted model, not a curated record